Molecule: messenger RNA, 366 nt
Organism: Acaulospora colombiana
Lineage: Eukaryota; Fungi; Glomeromycota; Glomeromycetes; Diversisporales; Acaulosporaceae
Source: the annotation of a GenBank genome assembly
GAUUCUCAUAUGGGAGCCUUACUUUCUAGAGAGCACUUAAGUAACCCUUCUUCUUAUUUUUGUUUACGACGGAUACUUAAGGGGAAGGGUCUAAGGGCUAGGGGAGCGCAACGCCUUUGUAAUCAGAGGCAAGAUAGUGAGGGCGCCGAUAAUCUAUCGGGUCUAAGUAGUAGUCUCCCUGAGCGUUAUAAUUACCCGUUGAUACCUGCUAGGAGAAACAAGCAGAAGGCGUCCAUUUCGGGAGCCAAGCCUGAAUUUACGUUAGCUAACCCCUCUAACCGGGUAGCGGAACUCCCAGCAAAUGGAUUGAAGCUGGCUCAUAGACCGGAGCACGUGGACAUAGCUGGGGAGAGAAUGCUGACAUGA